AUGAACAUGAGAAAUUCCACUUUCGUGACAGAGUUCCUGCUGUUGGGAAUUCCUAAUACUGAAGGGCUGGAGAAUAUGCUCUUUGUCCUGUUUUUGGCCUUCUACCUUUUCACCUUACUGGGAAACCUGCUCAUCUUCCUCACCAUCCUGGCUUCCUCCAACCUCCACACGCCUAUGUACUUCUUUCUGGGAAACCUCUCAGUGUUUGACAUAUUUUUCCCUUCAGUGAGUUCCCCCAAAAUGAUGCUCUGCCUAAUGGGGCAGAGUUGCACCAUCUCAUACCAAGGCUGUGCAUUCCAACUCUUUUUUUACCAUGUUCUGGGUGGCACCGAGUGUUUCUUGUAUACCAUGAUGGCCUAUGACCGCUUUGUGGCCAUUUGUCACCCCUUGCGAUAUAGUGUCAUCAUGAACCACAGGGUGUGUACUAACCUGACACUGGGCACCUGGCUUGGGGGUUGCCUACAUGGAAGCAUCCUCACCUUUCUCAUCUUUAAGUUGCCCUACUGUGGCCCCAAUGAGGUGGACAAUUUCUUCUGUGAUAUCCCAGUGGUGCUGCCCCUGGCCUGUGCUGACACUUCUCUGGCUCAAACAGUGAGUUUUACUGAUGUGGAUAUUGUGACUUUGACAUGUUUUCUCCUUAUCCUCACUUCUUAUAGUCGCAUUGUCCUUUCCAUAUUGAAAAUCAGGUCAUCAGAAGGCAGGCUAAGAGCCUUUUCAACCUGUAGUGCCCACCUGAUUUCAAUCCUCUUGUUCUAUGGUCCUGUGAUGCUCAUCUAUCUCCAGCCUGUGUCCAGUCCCUGGCUGGAUUCCGUCAUUCAGGUGUUAAAUAAUAUUGUCACUCCUUCCCUUAAUCCUUUAAUUUACACCUUAAGAAACAAAGACGUGAAGUUGGCUCUGAAGAAGAUGUUAACUCAAGGGGUCCACAUUUCAGGGAUAUAA
Messenger RNA from Orycteropus afer afer, 939 nucleotides. RefSeq names its product olfactory receptor 958-like. Gene Ontology annotation, biological process: G protein-coupled receptor signaling pathway. The record is from RefSeq and is a predicted model, not a curated record. Lineage: Eukaryota; Metazoa; Chordata; Mammalia; Tubulidentata; Orycteropodidae. Gene Ontology annotation, molecular function: olfactory receptor activity; G protein-coupled receptor activity. Gene Ontology annotation, cellular component: membrane.